Brassicogethes aeneus is the source of this 885-nucleotide messenger RNA. The record is from the annotation of a GenBank genome assembly. Lineage: Eukaryota; Metazoa; Arthropoda; Insecta; Coleoptera; Nitidulidae.
AUGAAUCUCAACUGUAGUGCCAAAAUGGUUAAAUACCUCAUGAUUAGUUUUAAUUUAUUUUUUGUGAUAACUGGUAUAAUCUUACUAGGCAUUGGAGUUACUGUGAAAACAGCAUACAGCCAGUACCAUACAUUUUUGGACGACAAGUAUUUUUCCCUUCCUAACAUGCUAAUAGCCACAGGCGCAAUCAUAUUUUUUGUUUCAUUCUGCGGAUGCUGUGGCGCAUUAAAGGAAAGCUGGCUUCUUACCGGAAUCUUUGCCAUACUUCUGAUAGUCAUAUUUAUUUUUGAACUUUCAAUUGGUAUCGCUGGAUUCGCAUUGAAAAAUAGAACUUACGAUUAUUUGGAAAAGGAAUUAAUGUCAAACAUGAAUUAUUACAACCAAAGUGAAAAAUUUGUAAAGAAAAUGUGGGACACUGUACAAGAUGACUUUAAAUGUUGCGGUGUAAAUAAUUAUUCUGAUUGGAAAAAUGUUUUUCCGUAUGGCGACCUACCCAUAUCCUGCUGUCCACGUACUUCGGCUGUGGGAGUUUUUUAUUGCAACAGUAAUCUGCAUAUGACUACUCUUUCAAGAACUGCAAGACAAGCGCCUCCAGCAUUACCUGUUGUCUCUCCACAUCCAGAGAUUUCAGAACCUAAUCCAACCACAGUACCAAUUUUUAAAAAAAACGAGACAACCACUGAAUUAGGUGCCACAGGCAUACCAUUCUUUUCAACCACACAUCCCUAUAAACAAGGUUGUGCACCAGCAUUCAGCUCGUACAUAAAAGAGCAUGCAUCUGACUUGGCUGCUGUUGGAAUUGUUUUGGCCCUGAUUCAGAUUCUUGGCAUUGCUUUUGCAUUUUACCUAACAAAGAAACUAAGAAAUGGUUACUACAGUGCAUAA